Molecule: messenger RNA, 724 nt
Organism: Uranotaenia lowii
Lineage: Eukaryota; Metazoa; Arthropoda; Insecta; Diptera; Culicidae
Exons: 2
Coding region: 24-665 (213 amino acids)
Source: RefSeq, a predicted model, not a curated record
UACCUCGAAAGAAGUCGUUUAUCAUGAGUCUCAAGGCAAAGUUAGUGGUUGCAUUCGCAGUGGUUCUUUCGAUUUCCACGGUACUGGCUUUUGAAUGCAGCAACUGUAUUAGUGAAAUAAGUUUUCGUGAUUGCCAUAACAGCCCAAUUUUAAACGGAACCUGCAAUUCAGCUCAGGCACUAGUAUCCCAUAAUCGGAUCAAGGAAUAUUAUCCCAACAUAGCGAACGCUACAAAUUCAACAGCUGUCCAAUGUCUGAAACUGGAAGUUUUCAAUAACAUCUACAAUAUAACCACCUACGCGUCCGGAUGUUUCUGGACAACGGUCAACUACUGCGCUGGAUGGCCAGCACAGUACACAGUGAAAAACUGCAGAUCAUGCGCUCUGGGAGAUCCCGACUCCCCAGUUUGUGCAUCACAAACUUCGCCAACUCCGGGUGGCAGCUCUACAACUCCGAUUCCAAGCAGUUCUUCGACUGUCAAACCAGGAGGCAGCAGCUCUACAGCUAAUCCGGGCAGCAGUUCCACGAUUAAACCGGGGUCCUCGACGGCUAAACCGGGAUCCUCAACUGCUAAACCCGGAAGCGGAAGUCCGAGUGGAGCUAGUCUGUCUUCUUGGGUCCUGCUACUGGGAGCGUUUGCAGUUGUAAAAAGAUUGUUUGCUUAAUUGUUCAGUAGAUUAAAUUUUUGUCAUAUAAACAUGCCGUUAUAUUUUUCUUAAAUGUC